CAUCAGACGAAAUGCUCUCUUCGCUUCCAUCUCUCCUCUCUUCUCUUCCUCUCCUCCCAAAUGUCUCCGACCCACGCAGCAUCUUCCUCGACUCCGCCGCCUCUGUCCGCCUCAUCGGCUUCUCCGCCGCCCGGAGAAACCUCAACCUCGCCGCGUCCGCCCACGCUGCGCUCCUCAAGUCCGGACUCCACUCCCACCUCUUCGUCGCCAACUCGCUCCUCGACGCCUACUCCAAAUGCGGCCACUUGGACCGGGCACUCGACCUGUUCGACCGAAUGCCCCGCAGAGAUGUCGUUUCCUGGACCACCAUCAUCUCGGCGCUCUGCCUCAACGGAUCGCCGGCGGACGCGAUCGGUGUCUUCGUGGACAUGUUGUCGGAGGAAACAGCGCCUCCUCCCAAUGAGUUUACGGCUGCGGCGGUCUUGCGGGCUUGUGGGAUGCUGACGGACGAGAAGAUGGGGAGAAUGUUUCACGGUCACCUGGUCGCCUCUGGGUUUGCAUACGACGUGUUCGUGUCUAACUCCUUGAUCGAUAUGUACGCAAAGGCUGGGUCUAUCGUGGAUGCUGAGAGGCUUGUUGGUGGUUUGAGUUCCAGGGAUGUGGUUUCUUGGAGUACCAUCAUAUCGGGCUGCGUUCUCCAUGGCAUGUUUGAUAAUGCACUGGUUCUGUUUGUUGAAAUGUUAGAAGAGGGCAUCGUGCCGAAUAUUGUAACGAUGUUGAGCGUCAUCCAGGCUUGCUCAUUGUUGGGAAGACCAAGCUUGUUUACUGCUGUCCAUACUUGCCUCAUUAAGUGGGAACUCCACCAUAGUAUUCCUGUUGCAAAGUCUCUCGCCAUAAUGUAUGCCAAGAAUGGAUUUUUUUAUGAGGGUGUGAAGGUUUUCAACCAAUUAUUUUCGCCAAAUGAGAAUGAGUGUUUUGAUCCUGAUCUUAUUGCGGCACUUAUCCAUGGUUGCACCCAAACAGGAUCUUUGGACCAUGGCAAGGCCAUUCAUGGGCGUGUGUUCAAGAUGGGCUUCCUUAAUUGUACCAUUGUAGAGAACUCCGUCAUUGAUUUGUAUGCAAAGCAUGGGCAAAUUGAGUCAGCACAUUCAAUUUUUCAAAGGAUGGGGGAGAGAGAUAUUGUAUCUUGGAACACAAUGAUCUCCUGUUUACUGAAGAACGAUCAUGCUGAUGAAUCCUUAGAUUACCUCAGUCAGCUCCAUGCUGCAAGUGGAAGUGAGUUAAUGCCAGACUUUGUAACCAUAAUCAGUUCGAUACAAGCUUGUUCCAUGAUGUCCUCAAUGGAGAACGGGCAGAUAUUGCAUGGUUUAGUCAUCAAAUCAGGGUUCAACUCAGAUGUUUUUGUCUGUAAUGCUCUUAUAGAUAUGUAUGGGAAGUCAGGAUGGGUUAAUUCCGCUAACCAGAUUUUCCAGGAGAUGGAUGUAAGAGACCUUGGUUCUUGGAAUUCGAUUAUUUCGAUUUAUGGGAUCCAUGGAAAGGGAGCUUCAGCUUUACAAGUAUUCAAAAAUCUCAGGCUUGCACAAACACAUAAACCAAAUGCUGUAACAUUUGUCAAUAUUAUUUCAGCUUGUGGUCAUUCGGGUUUGCCAUUGGAAGGCUUUGAGUGCUUUAAAGUCAUGCAAAGGGACUAUGAAAUUGAGCCAACUAUAGAGCACUAUGCUGCAGUGGUAGAUCUCUUCGGGAGAUGCGGAAAGCUUAUUGAGGCAGAGAAAUUCAUUGAAGAGAUGCCUAUCAAACCAGGUCCGUCCAUUUGGGGGUCACUGUUAGGCGCUUGUGUUAUUCAUCGGAAUGUUGAAAUGGCAAAAAGAGCAGCUGCGGAGCUGUCUGUUAUGGAACCGGAUAGUAAUGUCUGGAGGGUAGCAUUAUCAAAUGUAUAUGCUUCUGCUGGACUAUGGGAUGAAGCUGCAAAGGUGAGAGCUGAGAUGAAAAGGGAGGGAUCAAGAAAGGAGCCUGGUUGGAGUUAUGUUGUGUUGCGGGGCAUGGAAAAGUUUAAAUUCAUAGUGGGAGACACACGGCAUCCAGAGACUGAUAGAAUAUAUCAGGUUUGGAGGAGUAUCAUGGAGCAUAUCACAGAUGGAUUUGUCGAGACACUCUGAUGGUGCUCAUUGUCACAAUUGAGGUGUUUAUAUAGUUAAAUCAGAAAGUGAAAAUGAGAAUAGAUUGAUCAGUGAACUAAAGCUCUAUCAACAAGUUAUAAAAAUGGAGCAGCUGUGAAAGAUGAUACUAUUCCAUGUUCCAUCUGCUAAGUGGAAGCAAAGGAAUUCACAUCUAUUUUAUUAGGAAGAAGCAUGUUAAUAAUAAGAUCCCUACAGCAACAUCAGUAUCUGGAGCUGCACUGGAACUGAAAAUGGCUUCAUAGAAGUUCCAUCUAGAUGAAAUCCCCAAACUGAACGUAUUGCUACUACAUGCGGAAUAGAAAAAAAAUGAUCAUAUUUGUUUGGUGAACUCAAGUAAAAGAAGCGCAAGGACAUGGGUUGGUGAUUCAAGGAGCAAUUUUAUAGUUGACUUGAUUUUUGGUUGAAGAGACGGAUUGGUCCUGUUAAGAAAGGAAGCCAUGAGCUUUAGGAAGGAAUUUUGCAAAAGAAUAAAGCAUUACUGACAAAAUGUUCAUCGAUGUACACAUUGGUGUGGAAACAUGUGCUGUGGAAUCAAGAAUCUCUUUUGGGUGACCUAUAAAACAAUUCUUUAGGGUACAUAAAGAGAAUCCCAAAGCAUCAGGUUCACAGUUCUAAUGUUACGGGAGAAUCCUAGUUUCACUAAUGAGAGUUCAAAGAUCUUUGUCCACAACUGACUACCUACUUCCCUUCAAAAAUGAUUAUUCUAUAAGAUAAUCUUGCAGAGAUCAGCUGGAACUUGGAAGUGGCCAUCCUGUUUCCUCCCUGACUGACACGGACACGCCAUCCCACGCCUGGUCCCGGCCCUUCUCGCCUCGCUCGGGAAGAUGACGAAGCAAGUGGGAGGUGGAGGACGCACCCCAUCUCUCUCCCUGCUCCCCGUGUGCGCCUUCUCACGCGGCCAGCUCGGCCCCAUGUUGAAGUCUCUCCUCUCAUCUUCUUCUGGGGACACAGAGCGUGGCCUGGAAUGGCUUGUCUCUGUUCCUUGGCGAUGGCCUUCCCUGGUGAACGGUGAUAGAGCAGUGAGCGAAUAACCACCACUGAUUGGAUUUCAAUGAUUAAGCGAAGGAUUAAAGGAGACCUGCUUUGCUUAUGAGAUGCAUCAAAAUAAAAGGGGUACAGAAUGGAUUUUGCAACAGUUGGAAAUUAAGAUGCAAAGCGACGUGAUUCAGAGGCUGCCGUAUGAUUUCUUGCAGUGAAGGAUCGCGUCGUAGACGGAAACGUCCGCAUUGCUCCGGCACCACUCGAUUCCCGUUCUCGAGCCGCCACUGCUCGCGCUUCUCUCGCAUCUCUUACGCGCUGCCUUCUUCGGAAUCGCCGAGCUCAAGCCUUUGACCUUGUUGCGGAGGGGCACGAGGAGGCAGAGGUAGUAAGUCCACAGGAUCCUCUUCAGCGAGGCGGCGCCGUCGAUGAGCACCGUCGACUUGAGCUUCGACUUAGUACCGCCGGGCUCGAGGCUUGUCGGUUUGGAAUUCGGCGGCGGCGGCGGGAGCGACGGGUAGGGGAAGGAAGGCUCUAUUCCGGUGGCGGCGGCGGCGAAGUGGAAGCCGUUGACGUCGAUGGUCCAACGCGUGGAAGCGGCGGCGGCGGGGUCCAUUUCGAUGAAGGAGCAGGCGGCGUCAUCACCGUCUGCGACGGCGAGGGAGGAGCUGUCGAGGGUGAUGAACCAACGGUAGGAGAAGGUCUCCUCGCCGGAGCAGUAGUGCUUCGAGGCCUCCAUGGCUCGCGGUGCGGAGAGGUCUGAGAGAGGAGGAAUUAUUAAUAGGGAGAUGAUGGUCGAGAUGAGAACAAACGAGGAGACAUCAAAUUGUUAGUAAAUCUGAAAAAAAUAAAAAUCUCAUUUUUAA
Molecule: messenger RNA, 3961 nt
Organism: Zingiber officinale
Lineage: Eukaryota; Viridiplantae; Streptophyta; Magnoliopsida; Zingiberales; Zingiberaceae
Product: pentatricopeptide repeat-containing protein At1g11290, chloroplastic-like
Exons: 6
Coding region: 12-2096 (694 amino acids)
Biological process (GO): RNA modification
Molecular function (GO): RNA binding; protein binding
Source: RefSeq, a predicted model, not a curated record